UUCCAAAUCCACAAACAACAGAUCCAAGGUUCUAUCGAAUCACCAAUCAAUCAAAUCAUCAAAUCAACGCAUCAAAUCACAUACUCACAUCAAAGAGAAGAAAAAAUUAACCCACAUCACAAAUACAUUCGAUCGUAUUUCACCUAGCUAGAUCUCUUCUGUGCCCAAUCAAAUCAUCUUUUAAUCAUCAUCAUCAACAACAACAACAACAACAACAACAACAAAAUGGCAUCUUCCUCAGCCACCUUUCCUUUGGAACACCUCUCCCCUCCUCCCCUCUCCGAGCAACUCUGCUACGUCCACUGCAACUUUUGCGACUCCGUCCUCGCGGUGAGCGUUCCAUGUAGUAGCUUACUAAAGACGGUGACAGUGCGGUGCGGCCACUGUGGGAACCUCCUCUCUGUCAACAUGAGGGCUCUCCUUCUCGCCGCGGGGGCCAACCAGUUCCACUUUGCACAAUAUCCAUUCCUUUCCCCCACCCACCAAACCCUCUUGGGUGAGAUACCAUACCCACCACCUCCAAGCUUGGUUCUGGAUCAGCCCAACGUGACCAGCCUCAGCAACAACAACGGAGCGGCGACGUCGGUGAGAGGAAGAGAAGAUCAAGAGCUCCCUCAGAACCCAGUUGUGAUCAACAGAGCUCCGGAGAAGCGGCAGAGAGUUCCGUCGGCUUACAACCGAUUCAUCAAGGAUGAAAUCCAACGCAUCAAGGCUGGCAACCCCGACAUCUCCCACAGAGAGGCCUUCAGCGCUGCUGCCAAAAAUUGGGCCUACUUCCCACACAUCCACUUCGGCCUCAUGCCUAAUAAUCAAAGCCUGAAGAAGCCCAGCAUCUGCCCACAGCAGGGGAGUAAGGAUGUUCUUCUCAAGGACGGGCUCUACGCCGCCGCUACAGCGAACAUGGGAAUCGCUCCGUUCUAGGGCACGCUGAUGAUGUUAGGGUUUCGGUUCCUCGAUCUCUCUCUCUCUCUCUUUCUUACUUAAAAUGUUUACUACAUAUGUAGGUAGGGUUUUAUCUCUCCAAAUUUUUCAUAUCAUCAUAUGGCUUCUUAUUAUUUUUUUUUAAGCCUUCUAUUAGGUGGUUUUCAUGUAGAUUAAUUUACGUACUCUAAAACAAUGGUCGUAAUGUUACAGUAUGCUUUUCAACGAAGCCUAGUUACUUAAUUAGUUAGUUCCACACAUUAAUUGUUCCAUUUUGUUUUAUGAUCAUGUAAGCUUUUUAUGUU
This is a messenger RNA of Ananas comosus (pineapple), 1226 nucleotides long. RefSeq names its product protein YABBY 4-like. The transcript is spliced from 7 exons. Gene Ontology annotation, cellular component: nucleus. Lineage: Eukaryota; Viridiplantae; Streptophyta; Magnoliopsida; Poales; Bromeliaceae. The coding region runs from base 226 to 921 and encodes 231 amino acids. The record is from RefSeq and is a predicted model, not a curated record. Gene Ontology annotation, biological process: regulation of shoot apical meristem development; cell fate commitment; regulation of leaf development.